Molecule: messenger RNA, 1396 nt
Organism: Panicum virgatum (switchgrass)
Lineage: Eukaryota; Viridiplantae; Streptophyta; Magnoliopsida; Poales; Poaceae
Product: U3 small nucleolar ribonucleoprotein protein IMP4-like
Exons: 8
Coding region: 127-1017 (296 amino acids)
Biological process (GO): rRNA processing
Cellular component (GO): Mpp10 complex; nucleolus; small-subunit processome
Molecular function (GO): rRNA primary transcript binding; snoRNA binding
Source: RefSeq, a predicted model, not a curated record
CGCCGCCGGAGAAGCACGAGGCCGAGCCGCUAGGGUUUAUCGCCUCCGACCAGAUCACAAAGCCUAGGGUUUUGCGGGCGUUGCUUGCGCGAGAGGAGCGGAGGAGGAGGAGGAGGGGGAGCGAGGAUGAUUCGGCGGAACCAGAGGAUGCGGCGGGAGUACCUGUACACCAAGAGCCUGGAGGGCACCGAGCGGGCGCUGUUCGAGAAGAAGCGCCGCAUCCGGCAGGCGCUCGAGGAGGGCAAGCCCAUCCCCACCGAGCUCCGCAACGAGGAGCACGAGCUGCGGAGGCAGAUCGACCUCGAGGACCAGGAGCGUCAAGGUGCCGCAGUUCCAAAGAGCUUCGUUGAUAAUGAGUACGCGACUGGCACGAUUCGGGAGCCCAAGAUACUCUUGACCACGUCUCGCGAUCCCAGCGCCCCCCUGAUUCAGUUUGUUAAGGAGCUGAAGGUUGUCUUUCCCAACUCACAAAGAAUUAACCGUGGUGGCCAGGUCUUAUCAGCUAUUGUUGAGUCUUGCCGGUCGCAUGAUAUUACUGAUCUUAUUUUGGUCCAUGAACAUCGCGGUCAACCUGAUGGUUUGGUCAUCUCUCAUCUACCACAAGGUCCAACUGCAUACUUUGGAUUACUCAAUGUGGUAACAAGGCAUGACAUCAAGGACAGGAAGACAAUGGGCAAAAUGUCAGAAGCUUACCCCCAUUUAAUACUUGACAACUUCUCAACCAAGAUUGGUGAAAGGACUGCUACUAUUCUGAAGCACCUCUUUCCUGUGCCAAAGCCAGAUUCUAAGCGAAUAAUUACUUUUGCUAAUAGGGAUGACUACAUUUCUUUCAGGCAUCACGUCUACGAGAAACCAGGCGGCCCCAAGUCUAUCGACCUGAAAGAGGUUGGCCCCCGAUUUGAGAUGCGGCUGUACAAGCUCACACUAGGAACUAUGGAACAAAACGAAGCGCCAUGUGAGUUUGAGCUGCGCCCCUACAUCAACACUGCCAAGAAACAAAGGACUCUUGGCGCAUGAAUUGAGUGGACUCGGUUUGGUUGAUGAUCCGCACUGCAGUACAGCGAUUUUUAGUUUGUUUUGGCCCUUCGCGCACAGUAUAAGAGAUCUUUUAGAAGCACAUACUCCUCCGGGAGGUCGAUUAGGAUGUGGGCAUAAAGGCCUUUAUGAUACAAUUAAUAAUUCGAUUCAUUUUCAAUUAGGUCUUGCUUUAGCUUCCUUUCUUCACCGUUUACUUUAAUAGUAGCAACAAUGCACAGGGUAAUGUGUCCUGUAUUACUUAUCCCAAUUUUGUUGCCUGGCGGUUAUUCCAGUGAAGCUUGUAAGAUGUUAGAAUUACAGUUUUAGAGAGACUUGGGCGAGAUGUAUCUAUCAAUAUACUCCCUGCGUCUUCCAUACA